GUUAAUUGAAGUAGUGUCAGUAAAAUGUAGCGGAUAUUUAAUGUAAUAAACGUGUUUAGAUGAAUAGCAACGGUUUUCUAGAGAUUACUUCGUUUUAUGUAAAAAAUAGUUAAAAUGGCGACGCAGGAUGAGAGAGAAUCUUUUCUCCACGGAGAAACAGGUGCAGAGAUGCUGAAGGGCAGAGAGGAAAAGAUGGAGAGCACCAAAAAGAGCGAGUCGAACCUUGUUCUCUAUCACUGGACGCAGUCAUUCAGUUCGCAGAAGGUGAGGCUGGCCAUAGCCGAGAAGGGUUUACGGUGUAAAGAGUUUGACGUGAGCUUGCCUCUGAGUGAACACAAUGAACCAUGGUUCAUGCGUCUGAAUCCGGCCGGUGAGGUUCCUGUUCUGGUACACGAUGGUCACGUCGUCUGUGACCCAGCACAGAUCAUGGACUACUUAGAGGAAACUUUCGACAAUGAGAACACUCCCAAGCUGAUUCCAGAGACAGGGAGUACAUAUUAUCACCGAGUUCAGCAUUACCGGGAGCUGCUGGACUCACUGCCCAUGGAUGCUUACACACAUGGCUGCAUUCUGCAUCCUGAGCUCACUGUGGACUCUCACAUCCCGGCGUACGCCAACACACGCAUCCGCGCGCAGAUCGGCAAUACGGAAUCUGAGUUGAAGAAACUGGCGGAAGAAAACCCUGAGCUCAAAGAUGCUUAUAUCUCAAAGCAGAGACGUCUGAAAACAAAGCUUUUUGAUCACGACAAUGUGAAAUAUCUGAAGAAGAUCCUUGACGAGCUGGAGAAGGUGAUGGAUCAGGUGGAGACUGAGCUGCAGAGGAGAGCCGAGGAGACACCAGUUCACCUCUCACUUUCCAUAGAGGAAGGAACCCAGCAGUCGUGGUUGUGCGGCGAGUUUUUCAGCAUUGCUGACGUUUCACUCGCCGUCACGCUCCACCGGCUUAAGUUCCUCGGCCUAUCGCGCCGUUACUGGGGCAACGGAACGCGCAUCAAUCUGGAAUCCUACUACGAGCGGGUCCUGGAGCGCCCUACGUUCCGCAGGGUCCUCGGAAACGUCAACAACAUCCUCAUAUCCGCCGUGUUGCCAGCCGCUUUCAGAGUGGCCAGGAAAAGAGUGCCCAGCUUCAUCGGCACUACAAUGCUAAUCGGAUUAUUGGGAGGCGCGACGUAUUUUGCGUUUCUCUAUUUUAAAAAACGACUGCUCGUGUACUAAAGUAGCCAGUCAUGGCUUCCUCGGUUAUGUUUUUAUUUCGCCAACCCUAUGCAUAUACUGUAUAGUGUAAGUCCAGGAUUCUAAAAGAGACGAGUUAAGGGUGAACGUACAGCAAAUUAUCAUGUGUGAAUUUAUUAAUUAAUAAAGAAUUAAUUAUAUGCAUGGA
This is a messenger RNA of Silurus meridionalis, 1381 nucleotides long. RefSeq names its product ganglioside induced differentiation associated protein 1 (gene gdap1). Gene Ontology annotation, cellular component: mitochondrial outer membrane. Lineage: Eukaryota; Metazoa; Chordata; Actinopteri; Siluriformes; Siluridae. Gene Ontology annotation, biological process: mitochondrial fusion; mitochondrial fission. The record is from RefSeq and is a predicted model, not a curated record. The transcript has 7 exons. Bases 115 to 1215 code for a protein of 366 amino acids.